Molecule: messenger RNA, 561 nt
Organism: Drosophila takahashii
Lineage: Eukaryota; Metazoa; Arthropoda; Insecta; Diptera; Drosophilidae
Source: RefSeq, a predicted model, not a curated record
UUUUUCACACUUCCAUCUAGAGAGCAGUUCAAAAAUGUCCCGACUUUUGUUACAGUGCCGCAGCACUUUGCUGAUCCUUCGCCAUCAGACGGCCUUGGAAAGUGAGAAAGGACUCUUCAGCAAGCUCGUGGAGAAAUGCCAAUCCUUUCGGAAGGAGGAAAAGGAGGUGGCCGAGGAAGAGGAACCAAAGAGGUCUUAGGCUACACCAGAAGUCACCCCUUCCCGUUCAUAUAAGAUCAUAUAAUGGCCAACAAAUUACCAUAUUGUUGCCGGGGGCCCAACAUGAAUCGGGUCCAUUUUACGGGCAGAUCAUAAAACGGAACGUGCACAGACAUUAUAAAGCCAUAAAGCAUCAACUAAAAUCUGGCAAAAAUAGCUUAGGAAAAACAGGCAAUGCCCAGACUUAGACAAGUGAUAUAACAUCAUUUCCAUGGGCCGUUUACGAUGUCUAAGAUUCCAGACGGAGGAUGGGAUGGUGAAGAAAGGCGAGAUUGACCAGGGAAACGUAUCAAAAUUUUAAGCGAAUACAAUUGAUAGAUAAAAGCGAUCGUUUUGGAUGAA